UACACAUAAGCAUGAGGGCCCACAAGCAAGACACUUUUUAUUUGAAUGAUAAGAACAAAGUAGUUCCAAGAACUCAAAAUGGAUAAGUCGUUAGAGGUUCAGAACACUUCCAUUUUACACCUGCAGGAAGACUCUUCUUCCCCUACUACUCCAUCUUUCUUCCCCAAACCUAAAUCAAUCAAAGUAGAAAAAACAAAAAGAAAAAAAAAAUGAUUUACCUCAAAGCAAUACAUUCCUCUUUCACUCUCACCCAGCAUCCUCUUCUUCCCACAAGAGGCCACUUCAAGAGGAAGAACCCCAUACUCUCAUUCUGCAAGUCCAAUGAUUCUACAGAUUCAGAUGCUCCUCCUCCUCCUCCUCCUGAAGGAGAUGCGCGUAAUCAGGAACUGCUUGCCAGAAUUGCAAUGCUUCAGACCCAGAAAGUUCGCCUGACUGACUAUUUAGACGAAAGAGCAGCCUAUCUGACCCAGUUUGCUGAAGAAGCCAAUGCCGAGAUGAAUCAGAUAGGAGAAAAUGCCCUCAAAGAGCUUGAUGAAGCUGGUGCAAGGGUCUGUGUCUGACUUCUUAGUGUCUAGCAACUGUUUAG
This is a messenger RNA of Ipomoea nil (Japanese morning glory), 586 nucleotides long. RefSeq lists its product as uncharacterized. Gene Ontology annotation, cellular component: chloroplast. NCBI's taxonomy places the organism in Eukaryota, Viridiplantae, Streptophyta, Magnoliopsida, Solanales, Convolvulaceae. The record is from RefSeq and is a predicted model, not a curated record. The coding region runs from base 210 to 560 and encodes 116 amino acids. The transcript has a single exon.